AUGGAUCAAGAACAUACUUCGUCUUGGCCUUUUCAACCCCCUCAUGGACUUGAAAAGAUUCCUUACACUUCUUCAUCACUUCCUGUAUCCAAUCCUCUCACAUUCUCUGCUUCUAAAUCAGAUUCAUCAUCUAAUGAAACUGAACUAUGGCUGUUUCGAGUCCCAAUGCAUUUUAAAAUAGAUGAUUUGGAAUCAGUCAAUAUUUCUGAAACAAUCACUACAGAACCUAUUCAAUCCAAGUCCUCAAAAGAUCAUUCCACCUACAAUAUGAUUCAACUCUUACCCAACACAAACCCAGAAACACACAUGAAAUUGGUAGAUGUAGGUGAAAUGGCAACCAUGUCAAUUCUACAUCCUUCAGAUGUGCAUCAAGGUAUGCGUGUGGGAAAAAGAGCAUUUGAUCGGAUUGUGCAGAUUGUACCAAGUCAUCGAGUUGAUCCAGUAUUGCAAGAAGAUACAUUGAUCAAUCAAGGUCUCAAGGCUUUGGAUGUACCUUAUACUCCACGAACUCCAAAAACCGGACUCGAAUUGCAAUCAUUGCCAUUUGGGUUUCAUUCUGGUGAACGGCUGGUCAAGAUUUCCAAAAAAAGAUCUGCACAUUCAUCAUCAUCAGUAUCUGAAACAGCCACUUUACCUAUAAAAAUCAAAUCUAAAGGUGUAACCCCUUCCAAGAGCAACCCCAAAGUUAAAAAGUCCAAAAAAACUGAAUAA
Messenger RNA from Batrachochytrium dendrobatidis JAM81, 711 nucleotides. RefSeq lists its product as uncharacterized. Bases 1 to 711 code for a protein of 236 amino acids. The transcript is spliced from 3 exons. NCBI's taxonomy places the organism in Eukaryota, Fungi, Chytridiomycota, Chytridiomycetes, Rhizophydiales. Gene Ontology annotation, biological process: transcription by RNA polymerase I. The record is from RefSeq and is a predicted model, not a curated record.